GCAGUCUAUAUUGUUCGCUCUUUAACUUCUGAACGUCGAUCCGUAGUACAUUUACAUAUAUUAAAUAUGUGAUGUGCUGAUUAGAAAAAACUUUAUUAAUAAACACUGCAUUUUGCCACCUCAAAACUUUAUCAUAAUACAAUUAAAUCAUACAAUGAUGUUAAUUAACCAAACUGGAUAAAUAUAUUCAUAUUGUGCACUGACGUUUUUCAAUUGCAAACAAAAAAGGGAUUAAAAGUUAGUACUGCGAAGUUUACAAAUAAGUUUUCAAGACGGAACAACAAAAUGGACCAAAGAGACGACAAAAAAGACACGGUCACUUUAAGCUCUAAUAUUUCAAAGGGACCUUCUGGAAAUGGAUUGCCCACAAAAAAAGGCAAAUCAAAAAGAUCAAAAACGAAUGAAUAUGAUACCCAGAAUAUAAACAUGAAAAAAAGUUUUACGAAAUUUGAUGACCUUCAAAAACGAAAUGUAAUCCAUGUACGUUCAAGAGAUUCUAAAAAAGCACAAGAAAUUUUUCGAUCUACAAUUGCUGAACAGCUUGACAACUGCCGUCAAUGCAAAAAACCGGUAUACAAAAUGGAGGAAGUCAUUCUUCAAUUAAAAACUGGAACGACUAUUUUUCACAAAACGUGCUUACGUUGCAAGGAAUGCGGUAAACAACUUAAAUCUGAUAGCUAUAACGUUCACGAUGGAAGUUUAUACUGUUCUGUGCACUUCAAAUUAAUCUUUGCACCGAAGAUAGUUUAUGAAGAAUUUACACCACUAAAGCCAGAGCUUAUUAUACGAGAGAAUCAACCAAUAGAAUUACCACCGGAUGUCGCAAGAGCUUCCGAUAAGCCAAGUCUUGGACUUGAUGAACUUCAACAAUUAAACGUGCGCUCAAAAUUCAAGGUUUUUGAAAAUGGAUGCAAAGAACAGAUCAAUAACUUACCUGAACGUCAAGAUACUGCACUUACUCAUAGCAAAUCAAUACGGUCUACGCUAACCAAACUUCAUAAGCUUGGAAUAACUAAUUUAGAACUUGUUGAAUUGGAUGAUAUUGACAACAGCGACAUUGAUAAAAUAAAUACCGACGAUGAAAACGAUAUCGAUUUUUUGUGCUCCAGAAAGGAUAUUAAGAGGGAAAGGCCUGUGGGCUUGGGAGAAGCUAUGAAUGAUAUAAGAUCGAAAUUCGAGCAAGGUGAAUUGAUGACAAAAGAAGAACGUCGCGAGGAAAGGAAACAGGAAAUACAGAGCAUACGUUCCCGACUAUUUCUGGGUAAACAAGCAAAAAUUAAAGAAAUGUAUCAAUUAGCUGUGGCUGAAUCAGAACAAGGCGUUACAUCGGUGGGUAAGACCCCCGAUAUUAAUGUCAUAAAGGCUACUCAUCUUAUUAAGGAUCGAUUUGAGAACGGUGAAGUUUUUAACGAUAAUAAAGUUCAAUCAAAAGAGGCAAUUUUCGGUAUGCAAGCAGAUGCGGAUGUUUUUGAAUCUGGAAUAGGCAAGGCAUCACGAAGUAUCUUCAUGGAGCUAGAUGCAAAUAUAAGUUCCAACUUAAGUAACAGUCGUGCCCAAAAUAGCCGUCCAGAUAAAAAGAUUGUGAGCUGUAACCAAUUGUGGCAAGAGAAUACCGGUGUUGACGUAAUCAAAUGCGACUCAAAGCCAGAAGAAGUUAAAGUCGCCACUGAAGAGUUAACAGAAAGGUUUAAAUUCUUCGAAAAAUAUGCACCUCUCGAAAAUAAAAAAAAAACAUUUCGCAUGACUCCGCCACGUGACGGUGUUGUAAAGAUGCCCUCCCCUGAUUCGGACUCGGAGGGUUCGAUUCAAACGCCCUUAUUCAAUGAUAACGUUUUACAAAAAACCAAAACAACGUCAACAAUAUUAAGCAAGUUUCGCGAAAUGGAAGUGCAACAAAUGAAAGAUAAAAACAAGGAGCGAAGCCCGAAACCAUUAAAGUGCUUUACUCCACCACCAGAAAUCGGUAACCAUUUUAAUAGAUCAGAUACUGAAGAGGAAAACGAUAGUGAUAGCGAGCAGAACACUGAUGACGAGGAAAAGAGGUUUGCUCCACCCAACUUCUGCAACAAUGAUCAAGGGCUUUACGAGGCUCAGAACGCAGCUCGUGCUAAACAAUUGCGUGCGAAGUUUGAAAAGUGGCAAAUUAACGAAAUAGAACGCGAACUCAACGAAGGACGUGUAGACACAGAGUCCUCAAAGCUAAUUUCAAAUGAGUCUAUUGAAAGUGCAAAAAAAAUACGGGAACGGUUUGAAAACAUGAAUAAUUCUGACACUCAACUGGAGAACGCACCAAGAAGUCAAGUCAAACGAUUUGUUGUAUGUGUACCAAACUAAAUUAAAGUAUUAGACUUAUCGUUUUAUUUUAGUAACGCAAUAAUCGCCUGAUGGUCUACAACGACAUAGUGUCAUUAUACGCACAUUUAAAGUAAAUAAAAUAAAGCACACAUCACGGAAUAAGAGGAUCCCCAGAAGCUUCGAAAUAAUAUCUUAUAUUUUAUAUGCCUUAUAUAAAUACAUUUUUGACAUUUUGAAUGUGGCAAAUACAAUAUGAUUAUAAUACUUUA
Messenger RNA from Drosophila subpulchrella, 2564 nucleotides. Its product is annotated as LIM domain and actin-binding protein 1. The transcript is spliced from 10 exons. The coding region runs from base 286 to 2334 and encodes 682 amino acids. Lineage: Eukaryota; Metazoa; Arthropoda; Insecta; Diptera; Drosophilidae. The record is from RefSeq and is a predicted model, not a curated record. Gene Ontology annotation, molecular function: actin filament binding. Gene Ontology annotation, cellular component: actin cytoskeleton; plasma membrane. Gene Ontology annotation, biological process: actin filament bundle assembly.